UGCUAAGAUAUGAACAUGAAGUGCAGUAACGACAUGUCUCAGCCAGCUGCUCCUCGUGUCGACGGACCUCCUCCAUCUCCACUGGCGAAGGAGAAUUCUGGAGACCCUCCAAAAGUUCAACGAGAGAAGCUGUUUGACUGUGAGGGAGUGCAGAUGUUGGGGUCAGUGGUUCAAAAUAUGCGCGAGCUUCAGGAGUUCGAGGCCAGGCCGGACGACGUGCUGAUCGCCUCCUACCCCAAAGCAGGUACCACGUGGAUGAUUGAAAUCGCGGACUGCGUUCGCCGUGGGGGGGUCACCGAGGAGCUGCUAAGCCUCCCGUCUCACAAGCGGGCGCCGUUCCUGGAGACCUUUGAUGAAUUUUCAUCAGGAAUACGGGACCUCAACUCCAUGGCGUCACCCCGGUUGGUUAAAACUCAUCUCCCCAUACAGUUUAUACCACAGAGCUUCUGGGACAACAGGUGCAAGGUCAUCUAUGUGGCCCGAAAUGCCAAAGAUGUCCUCGUCUCUUAUUACUUCUUCCACCAGAUGAGUCUGGAUAUGCCAGAGCCGGGACGCUGGGAGGAGUUUUUUGACAGCUUUCUCUCUGGGAGGCUGGCAUGGGGCUCCUGGUUUGACCAUGUGCUCGGCUGGUGGGACAACAGGGAGAAGCACCAGGUCCUCUAUGUCUUCUAUGAAGACAUUAAGCAGGACCCGCUGCGUGAGGUCGAAAGGGUGGCGCGCUACCUGGACAAGCCGAUGGACAGCUCUGUGAUGGCUGACAUUGUGGCCCACACCUCCUUUAACAAAAUGAAGGACAACCCCAUGACCAAUUACAAAGACGUGCCUUCAUUUCUCUUUAAUCAUGAGAUUUCUCAAUUCAUGAGGACAGGAAGAACAGGAGACUGGAAAAACCACUUCACUGUGGCUGAGAAUGAGAGGUUUGAUGAGGAGUACCAGAGGCACAUGGCCAAGACGUCGUUACGCUUCAGGACUCAGCUCUGAGCAGCCAGGUCACAUCUGACAGAACGUGUGAAGACCACAUCAACCACGCCAGGCCAAAAAGACUGGAACACCGGAUAGAGGAUGACCAGCAAUGAAUCAAUAAAAAGUUUAACAAAGUGAA
Molecule: messenger RNA, 1102 nt
Organism: Erpetoichthys calabaricus (reedfish)
Lineage: Eukaryota; Metazoa; Chordata; Cladistia; Polypteriformes; Polypteridae
Product: sulfotransferase 1C2-like
Exons: 8
Coding region: 10-981 (323 amino acids)
Biological process (GO): sulfation
Cellular component (GO): cytoplasm
Molecular function (GO): sulfotransferase activity
Source: RefSeq, a predicted model, not a curated record